AUGACCCGCAACAACCUCGGGGAGCAUUUGGGCUGGCUGCUGAGCACCAUCAAGCGAUCACCACCUUCGGCGCCGCUCUUGCCCGCGGCCCCGGACUCGCUAGCCAAUGGGUCGUCUUUGGUUCCCCCGCCCACUGGGGCUCCGGCGGCUUUGCAGCCAGCCCAGGCCACAACGUCCCAGACGUUGAAUUCCGCUUCCUCAUCUGAUAACUCCACCACAUCUCACCCUCGUGCCACCACUGUCGUGGAUCAACCAACGCAUAUUUCAAAUCACAAGCCGGCAAUGCGUCAACCACGGGACGCUAACAAGAAAUCUUCAAGGGGGAGAGAACUAGAUCGCCUGUCGUCGAGCACCGCUCUGAAUCUCAACCGUCCGACCUCGAAUAGCACGAGGGAAGCUUCACCCGUCACACCACUCACCUUCGACACGACCAAAAUUGGUCCCCUUCAACGAGCAUACUCGGCGUCUCUUGCCCGCGAUUCACCUUCCACAACAUCUCGACCGUCAAAACAACAAGCGGUCACUACGUCAACUACCUCCAUCACAUCAAAUACCCGAUCAAACCGUCCCUCCACCUCCACAACGCACCGGAAAGCAGAGGGAUUCAUCGACAUUGACGAGGAUGACAUAUUUUCCGACCCGCUUGAUUUAACCGAAGUUGAAGGCCACGACAGAUCCAGCUCAAUCUUGGGUUUUGGGGAAGAAAAAAGAUUGUGGCGGGAAGGCUUUGCUGAGCGCCCGGAGCCUGCAUCUGAACGGGCCAAGCCGGCGAGUACGAAGGGAGCAGCCACGCCCAGGUCAAUCGCCAUGAAAACUAUAACGAUGGAGGCAGACGACGACGAGUACCCGGACAUCAACGAGCUGAUUCCGCCCUCGUCAAUUUCUAGAUUGGCUGUGGCCCCGCCUACGGGUCUGACCUCAGUCGCCGAGGGCAUAGGCGCGAGUUCACCAUGGGGUCCGAUCGAUACCCUCCCCGAGACCCCCGCAGGCCCUUCGAAUCUCCCAGUUUCGAACCGGAAGCGCAAAACACCUUCAUCCCCGACGCCGGCCCACGACGAACCCCGCAGCAGCGGUUCCUAUCUCCAAACCAACAAAAAGUCCAGAAGAACUAGAGACGAUGUUAUCCUAGAUUCGGACGGUGACGUUGUUGUUUCGUCUUCACCCCCGCACAACAAUUCCGAUGGUCCCAGCAAUGAGCUAGGUGACCACCAACCCAACAGGGCCCCCCGCGACGAGCCCGUAGAUGUCGAAAUGUCCUCUCCCGUGGAUGACAUUCCGACUGAAGCGCCGCUGGCAUCCGGCAGCAAUCCCGUCACCGCUGGACCCAAAAAGCAGGACUCCAGUGUGUCCAAUGACGCUUCGAAUGCCCCUCGUACCGAUUCAUCUUUACCCUCCCAUAAUGCCCCAGCCCAUACCAGCCAGGAUUCGGACCGGGGAGACUCGGAACUUUUGGCAUUAUUCCUGAAACAUCCAUCAGUGUUGGACGCCAAGACGGUGUCCCUCAAUGAGCAACUGCGCACAAAUAAGGAGGAAUAUACCGCGUGCCUUCGCAACAAUAAGUCGAAGGAGGAGCGGGAUCGAGUGCGAGGUGCUCGGAACGAGUUGACCCAGCAGAAAAAGAUGUUGGAUGCCAUCAAGGAUCAGCACGCGGAGUUGCAGAAGCUUAAUGACCAGCGGGAAGACUUGCUGAACGUGUUGGGCGAUGCGUACAUGGAGGACCUCGAUACAGAGGAGGACGAGGCCCGACUGGACGAGCUUUCCAAGAGCAUCACCACCAAAGAGGAUGCCCUAGUUGCGAGUCUCGUGUCUGUGGGGGUUGUUGAGGAUGAUUUUGAGAACCUCGACACAGCGGUGGUGCUCGGCACUCAGGCGGCGAACACAUUCGAGACGGGCAUCUCGGAUGGGGACUAUAGCUCGCAGGUUGUCCUCCAGACGCAGCGGGCGUUGCCUCCGCAGCACACCCAGGGAUUCAGCGGCACGACCUUGCUCAACGCACAGAGCGUACGCUCGGGGCCAUCGGUUUCGCUGGCCGCUGGAUCCUUCGCCGGCCCUGCUACGACCUCGGCCGGCCCAUCGUUCACCCAGGCCGCGCCGCGGUCAAUCGUUGAUAUGGCCAACCGAGAGGCGGCCAAGAACAGGCGGAACGUUUCGCCUGAUUUCUUCGACGACUUCAGUGACGAUGCCGAGAUGCUGGAAGCAGCUGAUAGCUUUGAGCAGCAGCACAAAGAACAGAUGCAACAAGAGCAGGAGCGCCAGCAGCUACGGCUGACGGACCUCUCCACGGGAAGCGCUCCCUCUUCGCUGCGGAAACGGGCGCCAGCCAAUAUGGGACCGCCACCGGCGCCCAAGGCGUCGAUCGACCCGGAUCUGAUGAAGCACCCGUGGUCAGCAGAUGUCCGUCGCGCGCUGAAGGACCGCUUUCGAAUGACUGGGUUUCGCACCAACCAGCUCGAGGCGAUUAACGCCACACUGGCGGGCAAGGACGUGUUUGUUCUGAUGCCCACAGGAGGGGGCAAGUCUCUGAUCUACCAGCUCCCCGCCGUCAUCAACUCGGGCACGACCAGCGGCCUCACGAUCGUCAUCUCGCCUUUGCGCAGCUUGAUGACAGAUCAGGUGGCUCAUCUUAAGAAGUUGAACAUCUCUGCCGCAAGCUACGACUCCAACAUGCCGGGCCCGGUCCGCACCCACAUUACCAAUCUCUUCAGCCACGAGACGCCGGAACACCACGUGCAGUUGAUCUACGUCACCCCGGAGAUGAUGGCCAGCAGCAACUUGGUCAGGGACGGGAUCCAGCAGCUGUACCGCAGGAGGAAGCUCGCGCGCAUUGUGGUGGAUGAGGCACAUUGUGUCAGCCACUGGGGCCACGAUUUCCGCCCCGACUACCAGGCCGUGGGCAGCAUCCGAGAGUUGGCGCCGGGGGUUCCCGUGCUGGCGCUGACGGCCACAGCAACCAGGGGGGUGAUCGCCGACGUCAAGCACAUCUUGCAGAUGGAGGACUGUGAGAUGUUUACGCAAAGCUUCAACCGCCCCAACCUGUACUACGAGAUCAUGCCCAGAGAGGCGCGCUUCAUGAACAGCAUCGGCAAUCUCAUUACCACCAAGCACUCCGGGCAAUCCGGCAUCGUCUACACACUCUCGCGCAAAGCAGCAGAAUGCACGGCCACGACGCUCGCCACAAAACACAACAUCAAGUGCCGGUCGUACCACGCCCAGAUGGACGCGGACAUCAAGGACGAGAUCCAAACGGAGUGGCAGGAGGGAAAGAUCCAGGUCGUCGUGGCCACAAUCGCCUUCGGCAUGGGCAUCGACAAAUCCAACGUGCGUUUCGUCAUCCACCAGAACAUGCCCAAGAGCCUGGAGAGCUACUACCAGGAAACGGGACGAGCCGGACGCGACGGGCAAUUCGCCAACUGUUACCUCUUCUUCUCGUGGGUCGACCUGCCCCUGCUGCGGCGGUUGGUGGUUAGCGAAAGAGACCGCAAGAAGACGCGCGAGCAAAAAGACCGGCAGCUGGCCAUGCUCAACCAGAUGGUCGACUACACCCAGGUCGUGCACGUGUGUCGUCGCGUGCAGGUGCUCCAGUACUUCAACGAAGACUUCGACCCGGCCGAAUGCGGCGAUAUGUGCGACAACUGCGCCAGCGGCACGUCCAAGGAGGACCCCCUGAUGGAGGACUUCACUCACUGCGCCGUCGCCAUUCUCGAGGCCGUCCGACACGAAGAGAAGAUCACCAUGGGCCGCCUUGUUGAGAUUGUGUCCGCGAGCAAAAAUGUCGGCCGCCAUGCGCAUAUCCCCGGGUUUGGCGUCGUCCGGGGCAUGAAGAGCAACGAGGUCCAACGCGUCAUCAUGGCCCUCUGCCACGAGAAUGCGCUCGGAGAGCGCCGCCGGCAUGCGCCCAGCAACCGGAUUCCCAUUACUGAUUUUGUGCUCGGGCCGAUCGCAAAUCAGUACCUGGACGAGAAUGGCGAGCGGCGCCUCCAGCUCGCCGUGCGGCAGAUCAAGAUCACCGCACCCCCCACCAAGCGGCGCGGCCGGGAGCCCCUGGCCAACAAGGUGGCCGCGGCCAAUGCCCGCAAGGAGGCCGCAGCCCGGAAGAACGGACCUCCGCCGUCCACCAACAUCUCGUCCCCCGUCGCUGCCCUGUCGAAGAAGCGGAAAGCCAAAUCCGGCCCCGCGACAUUGGCCGACGAAAGCAACGAGGAGCCGGACUUCCUGGGCUCCUCGGACGAGGAAGCCGAGAGCGACGACGCUUUCGACCCCCCGCGCGCCGCCCGCACCGCCCACGCCGCCCAACCCGCCCGACCCUCGCCAAUCUCCCGGUCCCGCCACCAGGUCGCGGCGGAACUGGGCCCGCCCAUCGCCCGCGACGCGCGUCUCGCCGCCGCCGGCCUCCAUGAGGUCCACCAGAGCCUCGUGGACCCCUUCGUCCAGAAGGCCCAGGAGCUGGACGAAGCGAUCCGCAACGCCAACGCGCUGCGGCGGCCGCUCUUCACGGAACAACAGUUCCGUGAGAUGAUCAUCCGGUGGGCGACCACGCCCGAUCAGAUCCUCACCAUCCCCGGCGUCGAGCCGAUGACUGCCGAGACCUUCGGCGAUAAGUUCGCCCGCUUGGUCUCCGACUUUCACGGUCGGUACCGGGAGAUGAUGGGGGGUUCGGUCGAGUCGGAGGGUCCUCCCUCUGCCGGAUGUGCCGCUGCUGCUGCCGCAGCCGUUGGUGUUGCUGUCUCUUCGGUCAGCUCCGGGGCCAACAAGUACAAGGGGAAGGGCAAGGCCACCGCCGCCGCCACCAACCAGCCCAUCGACCUCACUAGCGAUGGGUUCGAGGGCCUCUCCGACCUCGACGAUGAGGAUGCCGAGGAGUUGUUUGUGUCGUCUUCUCGCUUCUUCCCUGCUGCGUCUGCCUCUGGCGGCGGUUCUGGUCCCUCUGCGUCUGGGUCUGGGUCUGGUUCUGCACCAGCUUCGGGGCGCCACAACAAUUCUGGUCGUGCUGCUAAGGGCAGCAGUGGAAGCGGUGCUGGUUCCAAGGGGCCCGCGCCAAGGGGCAGUUCUGCUAAGCGCAGCAGCGGUUCCGGUUCUGGUUCCGGGGCUGGCGCUAAGAGCAACUUCCCUUGGCCGGGCCGGUCGGCUGAGGUGGUCAAGAAGCGGACCGGCGGUGGGGGUGGGGGUCGGAAGGGGGGUGGUUCUGCUGGGAAGGGCAGCGGUGGUGGUGGUAGGGAUCGUUCUGGGUCUCGGAGGAGUGGUGGAGGGGGUGGGGGGAGUAUCCCGGACAUGCCUUACUGA
Molecule: messenger RNA, 5280 nt
Organism: Dichotomopilus funicola
Lineage: Eukaryota; Fungi; Ascomycota; Sordariomycetes; Sordariales; Chaetomiaceae
Product: ATP-dependent DNA helicase hus2/rqh1
Exons: 3
Coding region: 1-5280 (1759 amino acids)
Biological process (GO): double-strand break repair via homologous recombination; DNA replication
Cellular component (GO): cytoplasm; nucleus; chromosome
Molecular function (GO): four-way junction helicase activity; ATP binding; 3'-5' DNA helicase activity
Source: RefSeq, a predicted model, not a curated record